AUGCAGCGACGCACGGAUCGUUCGACCGAGGCUCCGAUGGAUUACGAAUACACCCACAGAAAGGAAACCACGCCUGUAUGGAUGUCCCCAUCGAAACGUCUAUACAACGAGAUCAAUCCCCCAACACCCACAUUAUCUGCCCCGGGCACGCCUUCAAGGCCAACGUUCGGUCACAAUACCAACACGCCGUUCCUCUUCAACAUCCCUGCUCCCCAAACUCCACAUCCACCCGCGUGGGUUCCACCUCCAAAUUUUUCCCCAGAAAAGGCGUUUCCGCAGCCUGAGCUUCAUGAUGUGGAAAUGUCUGAGUCCAGUCCUGGCAGUAAGCUCACUGAGCAGGAGCAGGAUGGGGAGGGAAAUCGGCCCGUGUCGGGAGCAGCUCUGCGGAGAGUUUACAAGAGGCGAAACCAGCGGGAUCGGAGUCGAUUAGGCCGUCGUCACGCGAGGGUGGAUGACGGAGAAAGCAGCGGAGAAGAGAGUGGGGAGGAGGGCGAUCACGCGCCUUUGACCCAGAAAACUACAAACCACUAUACGCUUAACAUGGCCGGUCCCAUAGCCCCGCAGUCUGACCUCCCGUUUCGCCUCCUAGGCUACGUACAAUUCGUCUUUAACGCUGCACUGGCGCUGCUCGGCAUCUAUCUCCUCGUGCUGUUCGUCCUCACUGUCUCGCGCGACGUCGAGUAUCGCGUUGCGGAAUACUCUAUGGACAUUGUGCAAGAUAUCGCGCAGUGCAAUUUAGCCUACAAGGCCAACCUCUGCGAGAAAGGUACGGUGCCUGCGAUGGCUGCGCAGUGUGCCGCAUGGGAGACAUGCAUGAACCGGGACCCGACGAAGGUGGGCCGUGCGAAGGUCAGCAUGGAGGUCAUCGGGGAGACGGUCAACUCCUUCGUGGAGCCGAUCAGCUGGAAGACUCUGGCCUUCGUCAUCUCUUCGCUCGCGUUCUUCACUCUCUUCAUCAAUUCGCUCCCGUCGUUCUUCCGGCCGCGCGAAAUCGCCGCCCCUCCUCCCCGUCAUAUUCCUAGCUACCCCAUUCCUCCUGCGAUACCCUACCAUCCGUCACAUGGGUACCUCCCGCCGCCGGAGUGGAGUAACAAACCCUGGAAGCGCGAUGAGGUUGAGGUCGCGCCGAGGAGGAGGAGAUUGGAAGACGGUCAGGUCGCGAAGGUCAAAUAAAGGCGUCCAGCCGACCUUCUGUGGGCCCAUAGGUUGAUGACUUAUUAUGAUUCAAGGAACCGCGUUGUUAUGCAGUCAAAAACAUGAUCUCCUUUCUCAUCGUACAUCGUUUAUUGACCACUAUUGUAUAUCGCAUACGCUAUCACACUUCAC
Molecule: messenger RNA, 1326 nt
Organism: Dichomitus squalens LYAD-421 SS1
Lineage: Eukaryota; Fungi; Basidiomycota; Agaricomycetes; Polyporales; Polyporaceae
Exons: 4
Coding region: 1-1173 (390 amino acids)
Biological process (GO): lipid homeostasis; nuclear envelope organization
Cellular component (GO): nuclear membrane; nuclear envelope
Source: RefSeq, a predicted model, not a curated record